GUUCACAAGAUCGACUUGCGCCUAUCUGUCGGUUCCUCGGCCGCGCCGCGUGUUCAUGGCGCACUCGGGGCAUAUUUCUGGGAGGGAGGUCUUGCUAAUGUGACGAUAGCCUCACCCAUACCCAACUUCUCUCUCACUUACAGCCCCUCGUCUCGUAGAUCUACUUUCACAUCAGCUUCUUGGCAGAUCUGACCGGAACCAUGCUUACGGACCGACUACGCUCCCAAUUCAUCAGCGUGCUGCUGGUCCUACUCCUCUUGCCAGCCGUCUUGGCUUUCGACUGCCGUCUCGACCUGCCAUCAUCAAACGGCAAAAAGGGCAAGGACGUGCACUUCGAUCUAGGACCUCUGGAUGGCGAACAUUCGGCUAGCAAAACUACCCAGACACCCCCUACCACGAAUGAAGCCAAAGUCAGGUUGAGAUUAUGCGGGGAUGAGGGGUUGAAGCGUGACACUGAGAUGGCCGACGAGGACCAGUGUCCGGAUGGGACGAAAGUCUGCUUGACCCUCCUCAACCACAAAUCGUCGUCGUCGGAAGGAGCUCGAGUAACGGCGGUGAUACCGAUCUGGUCGACGGGCACGGGCGAGGAUGAUAUCAAGGUGUCGACUAGGGAGAACGAUCAGGGUCUCGACGUCAGUGUGAACGGAGCAGAAUAUGCAGGCGGACAACAACGGCUCAAGCUACACCUCGUCUGUUCAUCCGACUCGGACGACAACAAGCUGGCCUUCGACUCGUAUUCGGACGGCACAUUGACGAUGACAUGGUCGACUCCUGAUGCCUGUCCCAAAGCGGCGGACGGGAGUGAAGACGUCCCGACCCCUGAAGAAAAGGCUGCCUCGAGUGGGAGCGGUGUAGGCAAAUUCUUCAAGUUUGUAUUCUGGAUGCUUUUCUCCGGUCUGUUCUUCUACUUUGUGAUCGGGAUGUAUUACAACUACACCACGUACGGCUCGAGAGGCUUGGACCUGUUACCGCACAAGGACUUUUGGAUAGAUCUGCCGACAAUGAUGAGCGAUCUCUUUUCGCACAUCGCUUCCAACGUCCGAGGCGGCAGUUCUUCUGGGACGAGCCGACGAUCGGGUUAUACUUCUUUGGGUUAAAGGGCGGACGCAAUGCGAUGGGAUGGAUUCGAACGUGAUACAGUGGAAUUAGAUGUCUGGUAGUUUCGGCGCACGCUCGCUUGAGCGAGGUCAGACCUUGGUAGCUC
Filobasidium floriforme is the source of this 1204-nucleotide messenger RNA. RefSeq names its product autophagy-related protein 27. NCBI's taxonomy places the organism in Eukaryota, Fungi, Basidiomycota, Tremellomycetes, Filobasidiales, Filobasidiaceae. The record is from RefSeq and is a predicted model, not a curated record. The transcript is spliced from 4 exons. The coding region runs from base 201 to 1097 and encodes 298 amino acids.